This is a messenger RNA of Trypanosoma grayi, 2598 nucleotides long. Its product is annotated as major vault protein. The record is from RefSeq and is a predicted model, not a curated record. Gene Ontology annotation, cellular component: cytoplasm; nucleus. Lineage: Eukaryota; Euglenozoa; Kinetoplastea; Trypanosomatida; Trypanosomatidae. The coding region runs from base 1 to 2598 and encodes 865 amino acids. The transcript has a single exon.
AUGAUAGAAUCAGCAAUGAGCGAUACAGUGCUGCGCCUCGAACCAUACGAAUAUGCCCACAUCACCAAUGAAAAUAGCAAUACAACAGAGGCCGUCGUGGGCCCGCAGACACGUACACUACUCUCCGAUGAGAGAAUUACAAAACCCAGAACACCAUUUCAUGUUUUGCCACGUGGGUACUACUGCUGUAUUGAGAAUCCGCACAUGCGGGCUGAAGACGGUGUCACACCUGUUAUCGACAGCUAUGGCCAGGUGAAGGUGCGUUUCGGCGAGCGUGAAAUACGUUACGAUGUUCCGGCGUUCCCGCUGUAUCCAGAGGAGAAGCUUAUGUUAAUGCAUCCCAUGAUAGUCCUCCGCCAGGAUGAAGCUGUUGUGGUGCGUGCUCUGCGUGACUUUACGUCCGUCGACGGCGUGAGACGUGUUGAAGGGGAACACUAUUUGUUCACUGGACCCGGUACGUACCGUCCACGUGUUGAAGAGGAGGUGGAGGAGCAGCGCCGCGCUGUGGUCAUUGAGCCAGGACACGCUAUUUGGCUGCGAGCGUUGGAAAGCUUCACGGACGACGACGGAAAUUUGCGACAGAGGGGUGAGGAGUAUUUACGCACACAGCCUGGGUCGUAUUUCUGCCAUGUCGCAGAGGGGUGUGUGAAGCAUGUUGCUCCGCAGAGGUUGCUGCCAGACGAUGGGCUACAUGUUGAGGUGUUGCAACGGUUUGUGGAUACAAGGGAGCACGCGAAGGGUGAGGAGCGCCACGCCGGGAAUGUGUACGUUCUCACACACGAAGAGUGCCCUUUGUUUGUGCUGCACCCUUACGAGAAGAUUGUUCGAAAUGUGAAGAAGCUGCAUGUCGGGAAGAAACAGUACGCCGUUGUGGUGGGUGCUGGGGAGUGCCAACGCCGGAUUGUAACCGACGCUUCAUUCUACCUGCAGGUGGGCGAGACGCUCGAAGGGGGCGCAAUCCACAAUAGCUACAUCCUUAACGAAGCACAGGCUCUGUUGCUGAAGGCGUUAGAGGAUUUUGAGGACACCGAUGUGGAGCCACCUUUGAAGCGGCAUGGUGGGGAUUUAUGGUUGCUGCGGGGCCCUCGGGAGUACGUUCCAAACGCUUUUGUUAGCAUAUGUCAAAGCACAGGUAACAGAGAUGUGCGAGAGCGUAUCAUACUGACAGACGGAGAAGGAAUUUACGUGCGCAACAUUGCCACUGGUGCUGUUCGGGCUGUAAAUGGCCCCGCCGCGUACAUGCUCGAAGCCUUUGAAGAACUGUGGGAGAAAACGCUGCCACUCGAUGUAGAGUGGUGCCUCGAGCAGCAGAGAUUAUCUCCCGAGACGAGUAUUAUGACACAUACACCCAACGUGCCUUUUCCCGACCGAUUGGAGGGUGAAACACACAGAACUGUUAUGUACAGGGUCCCUCAUAGGAGUGUGACACAGGUGUGCAACUACCGGGCUCUGACAACACGCACCAUCUUUGGUCCCGAGCGUGUUCUCCUUGAGCCUGAUGAGGAGUUCACGGUUGUCUGUCUCUCUGGCUCCCCGUGGGAUCCGGCAAACCCUAACAAGUGCCUCCCCAAGGAGCCGAAUCGUAUCAAAGCACUUCACCUCUUCCUUGGCCCAUCUAACAUGACAGACAUUGUGCACGUUGAAACGCGCGACCACGCCCAACUUGCCUUACAGCUCUGUUAUGCAUGGUACUUUGACGUCACUCCGGGUGACGAGGUGGCGGCGCGAAAGUGUUUUGCUUUCGGAGACUUUGUAGGUGACACGUGCUCUUUUAUUGCGGGUCGCAUCCGUGCUGCAGUUGCAACUUUACCAUUUCAACAAUUCCACAAGAAUAAUGCCAAAUUGAUGCAGCAGGCGGUGUUCGGUGUAGAUCCUGAAACGGGAAAUGCAGAGGAGGAAUUGCGCUUUACGUCAAACAAUUUGGUUGUGACAUCUGUUGAUACGCAGCGAAUGGAGGUUCUCGACUCACGGACACGUGAGGGCCUGCAAAAAUCAGUGAAAAUCGCAAUUGAAAUCACGACACAGGCACAGGAAUCAAGUGCACAGGAAAUUGCCUUGACACGUGAGCAAGAGUCUAGUGCUUUGCUAGAGAGGCAAAAGAUGCACGACCAGGUGGCAAAUGAAACGCAACGAAGAGUGUUGCUUGAGGCUGAGGCACGAAGUCUUGCGAUGGUGAGUUCAGGCCGAUUGAGGUCCGUUGCUGAUGCUGCGGCAAAGGCGGCUGGUGUAGAGUACGAAGCUACUAUGCAAGCUGCACUCCUUCGUGCUGAGAAGGACUCUCUUAUGGGCAGUGUAUCGGCUGAAGUGGAGCGGAAGAAGAGAGCAUUGCAGUAUGAAUAUGAAGUUCAGCGAGCGGAAUUGGCCCACACACUAGAACGAGAGCUUGCUGGCAUUGAGAACGAUACGUUCGCUGCGGUGAUGAAGUAUAUCGGCCCUGAAACCCUGCAGGAAAUGGCAAAGGCAGGGCCAGAAUUGCAGGCCAAGUUGCUGGAGACUCUCGGGCUGGAGGGUUACCUGGUCAUGGACGGCAGCACACCCGUCAAUCUCUUCAGGACGGCCGCAGAAAUGACCGCCUCUUCACCGUCACCGUCUGCGUGA